Messenger RNA from Peromyscus eremicus (cactus mouse), 1155 nucleotides. It is a transcript of the gene Grpr, whose product is annotated as gastrin releasing peptide receptor. The record is from RefSeq and is a predicted model, not a curated record. Bases 1 to 1155 code for a protein of 384 amino acids. Gene Ontology annotation, molecular function: G protein-coupled peptide receptor activity. Gene Ontology annotation, biological process: G protein-coupled receptor signaling pathway. Gene Ontology annotation, cellular component: membrane. The transcript is spliced from 3 exons. NCBI's taxonomy places the organism in Eukaryota, Metazoa, Chordata, Mammalia, Rodentia, Cricetidae.
AUGGCUCUGAAUAAUUGUUCCCACCUGAACCUGGAAGUGGACCCUUUCCUGUACUGCAACAACACUGUCAAUCAAAGUCUGAAUCCCCCCAAGAUGGACAACUGGUUCUACCCAGGAAUCAUUUACGUCAUCCCCGCAGUUUAUGGGGUUAUCAUCGUGAUAGGCCUCAUUGGCAACAUCACCCUGAUCAAGAUCUUCUGCACAGUCAAGUCCAUGCGAAACGUGCCAAACCUGUUCAUCUCUAGCCUGGCUUUGGGAGACCUGCUGCUACUGGUAACCUGUGCCCCUGUGGAUGCCAGCAAGUACCUGGCUGACAGAUGGCUAUUUGGCAGGAUUGGCUGCAAACUGAUCCCCUUCAUACAGCUUACCUCAGUGGGGGUGUCUGUCUUCACACUUACAGCGUUGUCCGCAGACAGGUACAAAGCCAUUGUGCGGCCAAUGGAUAUCCAGGCAUCACACGCCCUGAUGAAGAUCUGUCUCAAAGCUGCCUUGAUCUGGAUCGUCUCUAUGCUGUUGGCCAUCCCAGAGGCUGUGUUUUCUGACCUCCAUCCCUUCCAUGUGAAAGAUACCAACCAAACCUUCAUUAGCUGUGCCCCCUACCCACACUCUAAUGAGCUGCACCCUAAAAUUCACUCUAUGGCUUCCUUUCUGGUUUUCUACAUUAUCCCACUGUCAAUCAUCUCUGUCUACUACUACUUCAUUGCCCGAAAUCUGAUUCAGAGUGCCUACAAUCUCCCCGUGGAAGGCAAUAUACAUGUCAAGAAGCAGAUUGAAUCCCGCAAGCGGCUUGCCAAGACAGUACUGGUGUUUGUGGGCCUCUUUGCCUUCUGCUGGCUCCCCAACCAUGUCAUCUACCUGUACCGCUCCUACCACUACUCUGAGGUGGAUACCUCCAUGCUCCACUUUGUCACUAGCAUCUGUGCCCGCCUCCUGGCCUUCACCAACUCCUGUGUGAACCCCUUUGCCCUCUAUCUGCUGAGCAAGAGCUUCAGGAAGCAGUUCAACACUCAGCUCCUCUGCUGCCAGCCCGGCCUGAUGAACCGGUCCCACAGCACUGGCAGAAGUACCACCUGCAUGACCUCCUUCAAGAGCACCAACCCCUCGGCCACCUUCAGCCUCAUCAAUGGGAACAUCUGUCAUGAGGGGUAUGUCUAG